ACCACCGGAAGUAAACAAUAGAAGAGCUGGUAGCGUUAGCGUCAUCUGUGAUCGGUUAUUACCGCGAGUCUCAGCGCUGAUAAUCAGAUCAUAUCUGAUCAGACCAUCAUCAUGUCCUCUGUAGAGUAUCUGAGGGAGUUUGUGUCCGAGCGGCUGACUGCUGCCGCCGAGGAGAUCUUCAGGGUCUUUAAGAGCACCAUCAUGGAGUAUGAGGAGGAGAUCCACCGUCAGAGGAGGCUGCUGGACAACAUCUGGAAACCUACAGAGCUCCCACAGCAGAGUGUCUGUAAGGAGGAGGAGGAGGUUCAGGAGAGGAGCUCCACUGUGGACCAGGAGGACCUUGAGCCUCCACACAUCAAAGAGGAGCAGGAGGACCUGUGUAAGGAGGAGCUGGUCCUGAAGCAGGAGACAGACGCGUUUAUAUGGAACCCUUCAUACGAGGACAGCGAGCAUGACGAGGAUCAGACGGUGACCUUCAGUCCUGAUGAGACGGCAGAGGACGAUUCUGGAGGACACAUCCCCAGUAUUAGCUUUGUGCUAACAGAUCCAAACAGAGAGCAGCAGCUCCGUCCCCACAGCUCCCAUCAGCCUGAGAGACAGAGGCACACAGGAGGCGGGGACGGAGACACAGGGUCAACCAGAAACGCAGACGCACAACCAAAGACUCAACAUCACGUCAACCAAAGUCACAGCAACAACAUGGCCAACAUGUCGGGGACAUACCACCACACAGGGAAGAAGUCCUUCAGGUGUGACACCUGUGGGAAGGACUAUAAGUACAGGUCCCUGCUGCAGAGACACCUGAGGACACACACAGGUGAGAAGCCAUUCACCUGUAAGAUCUGCGGGAAAGGUUUAAAGAGCAGCACGACGCUGACCGUCCACAUGAGGACACACACCGGAGAGAAGCCGUACGUCUGUAAGAUCUGCGGGAAGAGAUUCUGUGAUGUGUCGGCGCUCAUCGUCCACAUGAGGAUCCACACAGGUGAGAAGCCAUACACCUGUAACACCUGUGGGAGGGCCUUCAGACUGGGCGGCGACCUGACCGUCCACAUGAGGACGCACACAGGCGAGAAGCCGUAUGUCUGCAAGAUCUGCGGGAAGAGAUACGUCGGUGCAUCCAAUCUGGCGAGACACAUAAGAUCACACACGGACAAGUAGCGUCAUCAACACAUCAGCUGGUUCACACACACAGAGGUCACACAGGUGAGGAGACACACCUGAGACACCUGUGGGACAAAGUUUGACUCAAGUCUGAUUCAUGAGGAAGAAAAAACACCUGAGGAACACCUGACAGGAUGAACACCGAGCUGACGCUGCUGCAGAGGCGAGCUCACCUGAAGGACACACUUCACAGCAGAGAGGUGGACUCAAGUCACAUGACUGAGUCACAUGACUGGACUCAAGUCAGAUUCAAGUCACAAGUUUGAUGACUUUAAUAAUGAUAAACUUUAUUCAUAGAGCACAUUUCAUAAAGAGAUGCAGCUCAAAGUGCUUCACAAUAAAGAUGCAAAACAAACGCAACGAGAGUUACUGCCCCUCAGUUGUAUGACUCUGCCCACCUCCAACGAGACGAUAAUAAAGUCCUGACAUCCUCAGACGAGACGAUAGUAAAGUCCUGACGUCCUCAAACGAGACGAUAGUAAAGUCCUGACGUCCUCAGACGAGACGAUAGUAAAGUCCUGACGUCCUCAGACGAGUGGAUAGUAAAGUCCUGACGUCCUCAAACGAGAAGACAGUAAAGUCCUGACAUCCUGAGACAAGUGGAUAGUAAAGUCCUGACGUUCUCAAACGAGACGAUAGUAAAGUCCUGACGUCCUCAAACGACACGAUGGUAAAGUCCUGACAUCCUCAAACGAGAAGAUAGUAAAGUCCUGACAUCCUCAGACGAGACGAUAGUAAAGUCCUGACAUCCUCAGACGAGUGGAUAGUAAAGUCCUGACAUCCUCAGACGAGACGAUAGUAAAGUCCUGACAUCCUCAAACGAGACGAUAGUAAAGUCCUGACAUCCUCAGACGAGUGGAUAGUAAAGUCCUGACGUCCUCAAACGAGACGAUAGUAAAGUCCUGACGUCCUCAAACGAGACAAUAGUAAAGUCCUGACGUCCUCAGACGAGUGGAUAGUAAAGUCCUGACAUCCUCAGACAAGACGAUAGUAAAGUCCUGACAUCCUCAGACGAGUGGAUAGUAAAGUCCUGACGUCCUCAAACGUGACGAUAGUAAAGUCCUGAUGUCCUCAAACGAGACGAUAGUAAAGUCCUGACAUCCUCAGACGAGUGGAUAGUAAAGUCCUGACGUCCUCAAACGUGACGAUAGCAAAGUCCUGAUGUCCUCAAACGAGAAGAUAGCAAAGUCCUGAUGUCCUCAAACGAGAAGAUAGUAAAGUUCUGAUGUCCUCAAACGAGACGAUAGUGAAGUCCUGACAUCCUCAAACGUGACGAUAGUAAAGUCCUGAUGUCCUCAAACGAGAAGAUAGCAAAGUCCUGAUGUCCUCAAACGAGAAGAUAGUAAAGUUCUGAUGUCCUCAAACGAGACGAUA
Molecule: messenger RNA, 2538 nt
Organism: Epinephelus fuscoguttatus (brown-marbled grouper)
Lineage: Eukaryota; Metazoa; Chordata; Actinopteri; Perciformes; Serranidae
Product: zinc finger protein 436-like
Exons: 2
Coding region: 112-1161 (349 amino acids)
Biological process (GO): regulation of transcription by RNA polymerase II
Cellular component (GO): nucleus
Molecular function (GO): RNA polymerase II cis-regulatory region sequence-specific DNA binding; DNA-binding transcription factor activity, RNA polymerase II-specific
Source: RefSeq, a predicted model, not a curated record